Dipodomys spectabilis (banner-tailed kangaroo rat) is the source of this 1027-nucleotide messenger RNA. It is a transcript of the gene Npff, whose product is annotated as neuropeptide FF-amide peptide precursor. Gene Ontology annotation, biological process: excitatory postsynaptic potential. The coding region runs from base 272 to 874 and encodes 200 amino acids. The transcript has 2 exons. Gene Ontology annotation, molecular function: G protein-coupled receptor binding; neuropeptide hormone activity. The record is from RefSeq and is a predicted model, not a curated record. Gene Ontology annotation, cellular component: dendrite; axon terminus; perikaryon. NCBI's taxonomy places the organism in Eukaryota, Metazoa, Chordata, Mammalia, Rodentia, Heteromyidae.
CCUGCCCUCUGUCCUUCCCUAACUCCCAGACAGGAGUUUCUCCAUGCUCUAGUCUGCACAUUAGGAACAAGGGGUGAUCGAUUGAAGCUCUCCGACCUGUUGAGGGAUUGGGGGUUCUUGUAAGGCCCUCUAGGGCCUGGCUCUGACAAAGCAUCUGCAAUUAAUGAUGCUGCUUGAGCUCAGGAGACAGGAUUUAUGCAUCUAAUAAAGUCUAUAACUCCAGGCUUCAGGAUGGGGUGGGAGGCUGAGAGCAGGAAGUCCCAAGGGGGCCAUGGGAGGGGAUCCCAGGCGGCUCUUAAUGGAGCCAUGUAUUUCCAUUGCCUGUCUAGAUUCUCCCUCAGGCAGGGGGUGGGGGGAAAUUAGGGGGACAGCAGGUAUAAGAGGCUGGUGUGGCUGGAGGGAGGUGGGUGGCAGCAUGGAUUCCAGGCGGGUGGCUGUGCUGCUGCUGCUGCUAUUGCCAUUACUGGACUGGGGCCACACUGCAGGACCAGAAAGCCAGGACCAAGAAGCCCAGGGCUUCAUGGUGAGUAAAUGCCUUGUCCGUGCAUCACCAUUUUCCUGUACCUCAGUUGGGACUGGUGCUCUAGGGUUAGAUGCUCUGUUUCCUAAGGUCUCACUAGGUCUUACAUCUAAGGGGAAUGGCCCCUCCGCCCCUGAAGCCAGUCCUUUCUCCUGUGACUCAUUGUCCACCUUCCCUCACUGCCAACCUCUUGCCAUAGGAAGACAAUGGACCCCACCCACAGCAACAUGCCCAGACCUCUGCGUCCCUCUUACGCUCCCUGCUUCAAGCCAUGGAGAGAUCUGGCCGGAGUCCAGCCUUCCUGUUUCAGCCCCAAAGGUUUGGCAGAAAUGCCCAGGGGCCCUGGAGCAAUGAGAGGCUGAGUCCCCGGGCUGGAGAGUUCUGGAGCCUGGUUACCCCUCAGCGCUUUGGGAAGAAGUAACAGCAUCAUCCCUUGUUGUGUCUGCAUGCAAGGUCCAUACCCCACAGGACCAAGUGUCUCCCCCAAAUAAAAUGGUCUGGCUUCUG